GCUCACACAACAGACUUUGACUAGCAUUGUCUUUGACCGCAGAAACUCGGUGUUGUUUUUUGACAUAAACUGAGAACGAAACAGUUCAUGUUUCCACUCAUCCAGUGAUGAUUUCCGUCCAUUCGGAUCAAGAAGGUUUGACCUAAAGGUGGAUAGAUCUAACUAACCAAAUUAACAGCUGAUUCUCACACGGACUUCCAAACUUGUUGUGUGAUGGAAUCGCCAACGAGUGAGAACGUGCCCGCCGAGCAGACGAAGGACAAGCGGGGCGACGAUAUCGACGGGUUUGUGGCCGUUGAAAAACAGCGUAGAAUCUUCAAGAUCAUUGUGAUCGGGGACUCCAAUGUGGGCAAAACAUGCCUGACGUAUCGCUUUUGUGGAGGGAAAUUCCCGGAAAAGACUGAAGCAACGAUAGGGGUGGAUUUUAGAGAGAAAAAUGUUACUGUGGAUGGUGAAACAAUCAAGCUCCAACUGUGGGACACGGCUGGCCAGGAGCGUUUCCGCAAGAGCAUGGUGCAACACUACUACCGCAACGUCCACGCGGUGGUCUUCGUCUACGACAUCACCAAGAUGUCCACCUUUGAAGGUUUACCCAACUGGAUCGACGAGUGCGACCGACAUUCCCUGUCGCCAGACAUUCCCCGUAUAAUGAUCGGGAACAAGUGCGACAUCGAGGACAAGAAAGUGGUCGCAACGAGCAUCGCGCAGAAAUUUGCGGACGCCAACUGCAUGCCGCUUUACGAGACAUCGGCCAAGAUGGACGAGGACGCCGAUAAAGUGGAGAAGAUCUUCACGGAUCUGUCCACGCAGUUGAAGAACUAUAGACCGAUCAUCCCUCUGCCGUCCCACUACGGGAGCAAGGAUAAAGGAAGUAGCAGGGAAACGGUCAGGCUACCAUCAACUGUCAGCCCGAAGAAAGAUAGCUGUUGUCCAUGCUCCAGUUGAGGUUCAAAUUAGCCGUCAACUCUAAUUAUAUGUAUUUCUAGAUUUCAAGAUUAAAUAUACGGCUCUAAAAAUUGCCUGUACAUAAAGUUGCUCAAAUCUUAUCUUAUCAUAGUCUAUGAAGCUUGAUACAUCUCUUCCCCCUCCCCCUCCCCAUCCCCCAACCUAAUGUUUAGUGUUUCAAUGCAGGAGAAGGAUUAAAAAAUAUUUUUUAUUGCUAGGUUAAUAUUAUUCUAUCGGCCUACAUCAUAAAAGCCACAAAUUCUUUUCACAACAACUUGAAAACUCUGAUUCUCCUUGGUGCAGGUUAUUGACUUCAAAAUAUAGUCUUUGUAUUUUUGUUUAUCAAUAAUGAAGAUUGUACAUGCCACACCCUGUCCUUCACAGCCUUUUAUUUUACAUGUAAAUGGCAAGGCAGUAGAAAGCGGAUCUUAAGCAUUGACGUCAUCCCGCCGCCAUCUUAGAUGAAAAUGAUGUUUGAACAAAUGCUAAGCCUACACCUUUGGACCUCUGCUUUAGGGUGCCAUAUUACGGUGACGUCAUUUAAGGUCUAUCAAAAAUUGACAAGGGAAAGCUCCCCUGGCUGGGUUGUUCAUUAUGAAGGGCUUGGAUAAUUGGUAAAUAAAACAAUUUAUCGUCGCAGAGUGCCACUUAUGGUAAAUUCAAGCUGAAGUUACCAUACAUUCUGAGGAUAGACAAAAAUAAAUUCACCAGACAGUGAUGUACAUACGAACAGACAGUGUUACAUUAUGUACAAUUUAUAUUGUCAUUUUAAAUUGUCGAUGUUAAAGUUUAGGUUGCCUUGCUUCUCACAGACAAUGGAAUUGAAACUGAUGAUGGAAAAAUAACAAUCACGUUUUUAUUGCUCACAUCAGUCAAGAAGCAACUCUUUGUCAGGAAGGACUGGAAAUAUAUGCCUACACUUAUAAAUUCAAAAGACAAAUUUUCCCUGUUGUCAAUACUGUGUAAUGUAUGUGUAAUGGCGUCUACCUGUCCGUGUACCCGACAUGUAUCCUUCAUUUUGUUGAUGCACAGGCCUGGAGUUUCAUCUUUUGAAAGGGCAAGGCCAUUUUCAUUUUCAAAAUCUUAAGUUUGUGCAAAACUUUUAAAGGGGCACCAAGGCCAAGAUCAGGGGCAACAGAGACCAUGACCUCAUCGUAAUUCCAGGCCUUCCUGCCUCUGCACCCAUUCCAUAUAUUCUAGUGAUGUUACAUUGGUGGCUUGAAUUUCAAAGAAAAAUAUCCAUGGGGAGCAAGUUCAAGUGCUAUUUUUCAAGUCAACUUUGCAAUUUAAAUUGCAGGAGUGAUGUCUGUUUCAUGCAAACAUAUCUUUAGUCGAUUGGCUCCUCAACUCAAGCCAAGUUUUUUCAGGAAAAGUUUACCUAAAUUGUAUCUAACUACCAACAAAGAUGAACUUUCACGCUAAAAUUUUAAGCAUCAUUAGUGCAGAGUGCUAUUUCUGUGUCGUUAUCAAAUUUGAUCUCAUAAAAUUGAUCUAUACAUAUUCAAUUUUAUAUAAUACUGCACACUGUGUGUAUUCAUGUUGGGGUUUUUCGGGGAUCAAUUAAAUUCUAAAUUUUUGUGCCAUACUCAAAUGUGUGUGCCACCUUGUGAUUCAAAACAGAUUUGUGAUUUGCUUAUGUUACUGCAUCUUGAAACCAAAGAUUCAAUUUUGUUUACUCGUGGCAUGUGAAUGAAACAGCAGUUUAUUUAGCAUACAUAGCAUUGCAUACUACUACUGUUUGACUCUAAUGUCAAACUGGUCAAUUGAAUCUAAAAGUAGAGUCCUAAUUUCUCCAGAGACUAAAAAACAAGCUCUGUGAUCUAAUCAGCGAUUGAGACAACUGUCAAGUCUCUCUGCACUGCACUGCACUGCACUGCAGUGUACAGUACAUACAUAGGGCUAGAAAUUAACACUGGACCACAUGCCGGAGGCCUGUAAUUUUAAUGUCAGACCAGUAAACUCACAAUGGGACAAGCACGAUGGUCUUGUGUUUUUCAUUUGAAAUAAAUGUUGACUGUGAAUGUGAUAAUCAUCUUUCAAUUCUGUUCAAAGAGUUUUGAAGUACACUAACACAGAAACACAAAUGAAAUAGAUUCUUCUCUCUGAGUGCUUGUUUAACUCAUUUUGAUUCUGGUCUUGUCAAAUAAAUUCUGGUACCGCACAAAUUUUGAGCUACAUGCACAAGCCCUAAAGUCUUUUGGACUUUUCCCCCAAAUUCAAGAGCCCUCAUGUAUACCAGCCCACAUGUACACCAACCGCAAUGGUGAUUGGCUGUCUUUUUGACAUCCUGUUUUGAAAUUGAACACCUUCUUAACAAUAUUUUGUUAAUGAGAUAUUGCCCAGCUCACAAAGACAGCCACUUUAAGAUGAGUGAGUUACUUAACUGAUUGUGGUUAUCAACCCAAACCAACUUAAACCAGGGAUGCGUUGCCACCUCCUCCUUGGGCUGAAACAGGGUUCCCCUUCACAGUUCGUAAGGAUGAAGGCAAGGGUAUCCACUAGAAGCUUAGGGUGCGUCUUGGCGGUCGUAACCAAUAACUGUUUCAAUCACCAGUGGCCAGUGGUUAACUGAUGGCAAGUUUAACCAAAACAGUUAUUGGUUACGACUGCCAAAAAGCACCCCUGGUUUGCAGAGCAGUAAUGCACUACCUUCCCAAACUCACAUGCCUGUACUGUACUUGUACUAUAAUACAUCAAUCUAAUCGUAGGCAGGUUGUACGAUCUAAUCAGAGAAACUCAUAAGACUGAUUACUAUGUCAGAAUGUGCUCUGCCGGCUCUGCGCUAAUUAGUAAUUACAACAUGAACUGUAUGUGCACAUACAUCUAAUACCAGCUUGGUAAUCAGAAGGACGUCUGAUCGUCUUACAGACACUAUAUUUAAUUUCAUCCUACUUUACUGAGCAAAUCGGGACAUUGAUUUGCUCGUAAAUUUUAUUUACAGCAAAUGUAGACACACUAUUUCUACAUUCGGAUUUAAAAUCCAAGAUGCUAGGCAAGUCAGACAGGAGGACGUAGAGGUUUAGAAACAAUCGGGCCCCAUUUUCAAAGAGCUGCUUGAGAACAAAAACUAGUAUAUAGCACAAACAAUUUAUGCUUAUACAUGUACCAGAAAAAAGGUAACCUGCUAAAAAUACAAUUUUACCUAUACCAAAGGUAAAUUUUUGCUUGGCAGAAAAAAGGGUAUUCAGAAACAUUUUCUGGUUGUCCCUCAAACUGCAGACAAGACUGUGAAUCAGCCCUGCCCAAUUUUGGCUUGCCACUAUAGGCAAAACAAGGGUGGGGAAACAAGGGCGGGUUUUCCCGUUAUUUUCUCCCGACUCCGAUGACCGAUUGAGCCUAAAUUUUCACAGGUUUGUUAUUUUACAUAU
Molecule: messenger RNA, 4313 nt
Organism: Asterias rubens (European starfish)
Lineage: Eukaryota; Metazoa; Echinodermata; Asteroidea; Forcipulatida; Asteriidae
Product: putative Ras-related protein Rab-33
Exons: 2
Coding region: 214-945 (243 amino acids)
Biological process (GO): Rab protein signal transduction
Cellular component (GO): endosome; Golgi apparatus
Molecular function (GO): GTPase activity; GTP binding
Source: RefSeq, a predicted model, not a curated record